AAAACAGGGCAUGAUCGGUUCAGCUGUCCCAGGCGAAGUGGAAUUGGCAAUGAACAACAUGGUAACAAGGCGGUACAUGGGCGAAGUCACUAUCAGGCGUUCAAUCAAGGCGUAUAUUGAUACUGGUAGUGAGCAAAACAUUAUUCGGCGAGAAUGUUUUGAAACUCUUGGCGAUUACCAGAUUAACCCAUCUAGCAUAGCGCUGAAAGCUCUCGCCUCUCACUAUGGACAAGGGCAACCGGCGUUAGCAACAAAAGGCGUAGUGCUGACAGUGCAUGAAGGCAAGGCGCAGCUGACUAGCACUGAGAAAGAGAAGGCGGAGGAUUUCAUUCAGAACAUCACCCUGGGCGAAGAUGAGACCGAGGCGCAGGAGGAUGUCACUGUAUCGCCAGGCGAGGAGAGUGAGGGACUGCACCAAGGCGAAACGGGCUAUAUACCUGUAAGUCGAUACGAGCGAAAUGGUGCAGUUGUGGCGAUAGGUAACCAUGUACUGAAAAGCGGAGAUUCUGACGGAUUGAAGGUGCGCAAUCUGGGACACAGGCCACUACAGUGGAAGACUGGACAAGUGGUGGCGAGAGCCGUGAAGAUGAGUGUGGCGAAACCAAAGAAACUAGGCGAGAAAAUUGCCUUGAAAAAUUACAACGGCGUACCUCGAUCUCCGACGACGACGAUCUCUCCGAAUCAAUUAAAACUUUAUAAAAAGAAAAUAGGCUGGAAAAUUGAAAAAUUUCGCGAAGACUUUCACGAUAACGUUAAACCGCCAAGCAACUAA
Molecule: messenger RNA, 772 nt
Organism: Ceutorhynchus assimilis (cabbage seed weevil)
Lineage: Eukaryota; Metazoa; Arthropoda; Insecta; Coleoptera; Curculionidae
Source: the annotation of a GenBank genome assembly